Cynocephalus volans (Philippine flying lemur) is the source of this 10046-nucleotide messenger RNA. RefSeq names its product tensin 1 (gene TNS1). Gene Ontology annotation, biological process: fibroblast migration. Gene Ontology annotation, molecular function: protein binding. NCBI's taxonomy places the organism in Eukaryota, Metazoa, Chordata, Mammalia, Dermoptera, Cynocephalidae. The transcript is spliced from 32 exons. Gene Ontology annotation, cellular component: focal adhesion. The record is from RefSeq and is a predicted model, not a curated record. Bases 188 to 5452 code for a protein of 1754 amino acids.
GGCUGCCCCCUGUGUUCCUCCAUCCAACCAUGAGCUGGUGCCCAUCACCGCUGAGAGUACACCAAAGAAUGUAGUGGACACGGGAGAAGGAGCCUCACGGGGUGGAAACACUCGAAAAAGCCUCGAGGAGGACGGCUCCACCAGAGUCACCCCGAGCAUCCAGUCCCAUCCCCAGCCCAUCAGAAACAUGAGUGUGAGCCGGACCAUGGAGGACAGCUGUGAGCUGGACCUGGUGUAUGUCACAGAGAGGAUCAUCGCCGUCUCCUUUCCCAGCACAGCCAACGAGGAGAACUUCCGGAGCAACCUCCGCGAGGUGGCCCAGAUGCUCAAGUCCAAACAUGGAGGCAACUACUUGCUGUUCAACCUCUCUGAGCGGAGACCUGAUGUCACGAAGCUCCAUGCCAAGGUACUGGAAUUUGGUUGGCCUGACCUACACACCCCAGCCCUGGAGAAGAUCUGCAGCGUCUGCAAGGCCAUGGACACGUGGCUCAACGCAGAUCCCCACAAUGUCAUCGUUCUACACAACAAGGGAAACCGAGGCAGGAUAGGAGUUGUCAUUGCGGCUUACAUGCACUACAGCAACAUUUCUGCCAGCGCGGACCAAGCUCUGGACCGGUUUGCAAUGAAGCGGUUCUAUGAGGAUAAGAUUGUGCCCAUUGGCCAGCCAUCCCAAAGAAGGUACGUGAAUUACUUCAGUGGCCUGCUCUCCGGCUCCAUCAAAAUGAACAACAAGCCCCUGUUUCUGCACCACGUGAUCAUGCACGGCAUCCCCAACUUUGAGUCUAAAGGAGGGUGUCGGCCGUUUCUCCGCAUCUACCAGGCCAUGCAACCUGUUUACACGUCUGGCAUCUACAACAUCCCAGGAGACAGCCAGACCAGCAUUUGCAUCACCAUCGAGCCAGGACUGCUCUUGAAGGGGGACAUCUUGCUGAAGUGUUACCAUAAGAAGUUCCGGAGCCCAGCCCGAGACGUCAUCUUCCGUGUGCAGUUCCACACCUGUGCCAUCCAUGACCUGGGGCUCGUCUUUGGGAAGGAGGACCUCGACGAUGCCUUCAAAGAUGAUCGAUUUCCAGAAUAUGGCAAAGUGGAGUUUGUAUUUUCUUAUGGUCCAGAGAAAAUUCAAGGCAUGGAGCACCUGGAGAACGGGCCGAGUGUGUCUGUGGACUAUAACACCUCCGACCCCCUCAUCCGCUGGGAUUCCUACGACAACUUCAAUGGGCAUCGUGAGGAUGGCAUGGAGGAAGUGGUGGGACACACUCAGGGGCCCCUGGAUGGAAGCCUGUAUGCCAAGGUGAAGAAGAAGGACUCCCUGCACGGCAGCACCGGGGCUGUUAAUGCCACGCGUCCCACCCUGUCAGCCACCCCCAACCACGUGGAGCACACGCUGUCCGUGAGCAGUGACUCAGGCAACUCCACAGCCUCCACCAAGACAGACAAGACCGAUGAGCCUGGCCCCGGGGCUCCCAGUGCCCCUGCUGCCCUGAGUCCUGAGGAGAAGCGUGAGCUGGAUCGCCUGCUCAGUGGCUUCGGCUUAGAGCGAGAGAAGCAAGGUGCCAUGUACCACGCCCAGCACCUCAGAUCCCGCCCCACAGGGGGCCUGGCUGCGCCCUCCUCAGGCCGCCAUGUCGUCCCAGCCCAGGUUCAUGUCAAUGGUGGGGCCUUGGCAUCUGAGCGGGAGACAGACAUCCUGGAUGAUGAGUUGCCCAACCAGGAUGGGCACAGCGUGGGCAGCAUGGGCACGCUCUCCUCCCUGGAUGGGGUCACCAACACCAGUGAGGGAGGCUAUCCAGAGGUCCUGUCUCCACUGACCAAUGGUCUGGACAAGCCCUACCCCAUGGAACCUAUGGUCAAUGGUGGGGGCUACCCCUAUGAGUCUGCUGGCCGGGCGGUGCCUGCCCAUGCUGGCCACACGGCCCCCAUGCGGCCCUCCUACUCUGCACAGGAGGGUUUAACUGGCUACCAGCGGGAGGGGCCCCACCCAGCCUGGUCACAGUCAACGACCACCCCCCACUAUGGCCAUGACCCCAGUGGUAUGUUCCGCUCUCAGUCCUUUCCGGAAACCGAGCAUCAGCUGCCCCCAGCUCCAGCCCGUGGGGGCAGCAGCCGGGAGGCCGUGCAGAGGGGGCUGAAUUCAUGGCAGCAGCAGCAGCAGCAGCAGCAGCCUCGUCCACCUCCACGCCAGCAGGAAAGAGCCCUCUUGGAGGGUCUUGGGCCAAGCAGGCCCAGCCCCCAGCCAUUGGCAGAGGCCCCCAUCCCUGGUCUCCCUGAGUUCCCGAGGGCAGCCUCCCAGCAGGAGAUUGAACAGUCCAUCGAAGCACUCAACAUGCUGAUGCUGGACCUGGAACCAGCCUCAGCUGCUGCUCCCCUGCACAAGUCCCAGAGUGUCCCAGGGGCCUGGCCAGGGGCUUCCCCACUCUCCUCUCAACCCCUGUCUGGCUCCUCCCGCCAGUCCCAUCCACUGACCCAGUCCAGAUCUGGCUACAUCCCCAGUGGGCAUUCCUUGGGAGCCCCUGAGCCAGCCCCGCGGGCCUCCUCAGAGUCCGUCCCUCCUGGCAGGCCUUACUCACCUUAUGAUUAUCAGCCAUGUCCGGCUGGACCUAACCAGGGUUUCCGUCCAAAGAGCCCGGCCUCCUCGUCUGCCUUCCUUCCAACCACCCACAGCCCUCCUGGGCCUCAGCAGCCCCCGGCCUCUCUCCCUGGCCUCACUGCUCAGCCUCAGCUCCCACCAAAGGAAGCAGUUCCAGAUCCUUCCCGAACUCCAGAGGAGGAGCCACUGAACCUGGAAGGACUGGUGGCCCACCGGGUAGCAGCGUACAAUGCCAGACUGCAGGACACUGGGCAGAGCAGUGGCUUGCGGGCACCUCCUCUCCACCGGCUCCACUCUUCCUCCCUCUCUGGCGUGCAGGCUCGGGAGAAGCAACCUGCAGAGCCCCCAGCCCCUCUCCGGAAGCGGGCAGCCAGCGAUGGACAGUAUGAGAACCAGUCUCCAGAAGCCACAUCCCCCCGGAGCCCUGGGAUUCGCUCCCCCGUCCAGUGUGUCUCCCCCGAGCUGGCUCUUACCAUUGCCCUUAAUCCUGGAGGGCGGCCCAAAGAGCCCCAUCUGCACAGCUACAAGGAGGCCUUCGAGGAGAUGGAGGGAACCUCCCCGACCAGCCCACCACCCAGUGGGGUGCGAUCUCCUCCAGGUCUGGCCAAGACACCCCUGUCUGCUCUGGGCCUGAAACCUCACAACCCAGCGGACAUCCUGUUGCAUCCGACAGGCGAGGAGGAUGAGGGGCAGAUGGUGGCCAAGCUUUCUGAAGAGCCCCGGAGCUAUGUUGAGUCUGUGGCGCGGACUGCGGUGGCUGGGCCCCGAGCUCAGGAUCCUGAGCCCAAGAGCUUUAGUGCCCCAGCUGUCCAGGCCUAUGGCCAUGAGACACCCCUGAGGAACGGGACCCUGGGCGGCUCCUUUGUCUCCCCCAGCCCCCUCUCCACCAGCAGCCCCAUCCUCAGCGCUGACAGCACUUCAGUGGGGAGUUUCCCAUCAGGGGAGAGCAGCGACCAGGGUCCCCGGACACCAACCCAGCCUGUGUUGGAUUCUGGCUUCCGUUCCGGCAGCCUGGGGCAGCCCAGCCCUUCAGCCCAGAGAAGCUACCAGAGUUCUUCUCCUCUCCCAACUGUGAGCAGCAGCUACAGCAGCCCUGACUACUCACUUCAGCAGUUCAGCUCCUCUCCGGAAAGCCAGGCCCGGUCUCAGUUCAGUGUGGCUGGUGUCCACACACUGCCUGGGAGUCCUCAGGCACGCCACAGGACAGUGGGCACCAACACUCCCCCUAGUCCUGGCUUUGGCCGGCGGGCCAUCAACCACGGCAUGGCUUCCCCCAGCAGUCCCAGUUUGAGCCACCGCCAGGUGAUCGGUCCACCAGGCACUGGUUUCCAUGGUAAUGCAGUCUCCAGCCCCCAGAGCACUGCAGUGACCACUCCAGGGAGCCCCAGUUUGGGCCGACACCCAGCAGGGGCCCACCAGGUUACAGGUCUCUAUGGCAACGUGGUCACCACUCCGGGGAGUCCCAGCCUGGGCCGGCACCCUGGGACCCACCAAAGUAACCUGGCCUCCAGUCUCCAUGGCAAUGCAAUAGCCAGCCCUGGAAGCCCCAGCCUGGGCCGUCACCUGGGGGCAUCUGGAUCUGUGGUUCCUGGUAGCCCCAGUUUGGACCGGCAUGUGGCCUAUGGUGGCUACUCCACCCCUGAGGACCGGAGACCCACACUGUCCCGGCAGAGCAGUGCCUCUGGCUACCAGGCCCCUUCCACGCCCUCCUUCCCUGUCUCCCCGGCCUAUUACCCUGGCCUGAGCAGCCCGGCCACCUCCCCCUCACCGGAUUCAGCAGGCUUCCGGCAAGGCAGCCCGACACCAGCCUUGCCAGAGAAGCGGAGGAUGUCUGUGGGAGACCGAGCGGGCAGCCUCCCCAACUACGCCACCAUCAAUGGGAAGGUGUCCUCCUCACCUGUCACCAGCGGCAUGUCCAGUCCCAGUGGGGGCAGCACCGUCUCCUUCUCCCAUACUCUGCCUGACUUCUCUAAGUACUCCAUGCCAGACAACAGCCCUGAGACGCGGGCUAAAGUGAAGUUUGUCCAGGACACUUCCAAGUAUUGGUACAAGCCUGAGAUCUCCAGAGAACAGGCCAUUGCACUCCUGAAGGACCAGGAGCCAGGGGCCUUCAUCAUCCGUGACAGUCACUCCUUCCGUGGGGCUUAUGGGUUGGCAAUGAAAGUGUCUUCUCCCCCUCCAACCAUCAUGCAGCAGAAUAAAAAAGGAGACAUGACCCAUGAGCUGGUGAGGCAUUUCCUAAUAGAGACUGGCCCCCGAGGAGUCAAGCUCAAGGGAUGCCCCAAUGAGCCGAACUUCGGAUCUCUGUCUGCCCUGGUCUACCAGCACUCCAUCAUCCCGCUGGCUCUGCCUUGCAAGUUGGUUAUUCCAAACCGAGAUCCCACAGAUGAAUCGAAAGAUAGCUCAGGCCCUGCCAACUCAACCGCCGACCUGCUGAAGCAAGGAGCAGCCUGCAAUGUGCUCUUUGUCAACUCUGUGGACAUGGAGUCACUCACUGGGCCACAGGCCAUCUCCAAAGCCACAUCUGAGACAUUGGCUGCUGAUCCCACGCCAGCUGCCACCAUCGUUCACUUCAAGGUGUCUGCCCAGGGAAUCACACUGACUGACAACCAGAGAAAGCUCUUCUUCAGACGACACUACCCCCUCAACACCGUCACCUUCUGUGACCUGGAUCCUCAGGACAGAAAGUGGAUGAAAGCUGAGGGAGGUGCCCCUGCUAAGCUUUUCGGCUUCGUGGCCCGGAAGCAGGGCAGCACCACGGACAACGCCUGCCACCUCUUUGCUGAGCUUGACCCCAACCAGCCUGCCUCCGCCAUUGUCAACUUCGUCUCCAAGGUCAUGCUGAGUGCCGGCCAGAAGAGAUGAGCCCCACCCCUCGCCCAGGGCCAGGGCAGUGGGGAUGGGGCGUGUGGGGAGGGGACCCACGAAUCCUGACCACCCUUAAAUCCAGAAGGAGGACUUUGGGCCAAUUUUGGAGAAGGAGAGAAGAAAGUGCAACGUGGGGAGAGGGAAGUGAAUUGCAGAGGGGAGUGGGGAGAGAGAGAGAGGAAGGAAUGGACGGUCGAGAAGAACUUGGAUUCCCCUGGCUGGAUGGAAACUGCAGAAACCCAAAGCCUCCCAGACUAACCAGGUCCACCUAAUUCUCCCUUUCCCCCUCGUAGAGGGUGGUGCUCCUCAAAGGAGAUGAAACAAACUUCCUUGGGGGUCCAUAUUUGGGGGGGGAAAUGGGAAAGCUCUGUCUCCCUGACCCAGCUUCUUUGCAAGGAGUAAUCAAGCUGAGAGAAUCUUUUUCUGGCCACCUCUGGGGUAGGUUACCAAACCAAACGGAGCCAGCGUGGGACAUCAAAUGGCAGAACUUUUUCUUUUUUCAGACCCAAGGCACCUACGGUCUCUUUGCUGUGACUCCCACGUGUGAUGUGUGGGUGUAUAUAUGUCCACACCAUGUCCUCACAUGUUGAUUUAUAUCUGCCCUUAUGAGCUAGAAUUAUAAACAGCUAUACCUGUCCAUAUCCCCUGUGUUUGCACACACAUGUGCAUACUGUCCAAAGGUGGUUAGGGUUGGGGGUGACAGGGCUAGGGAGGGAACAGAAACCCUCUUCUACAAGGUGCUCAAGAUGACGGGUCCUGGAGGUUCUCUCUUGGUCCUGCACCUGCACUCUAGCAGCCCUGGGUGUUGCCAGCUCCUUCUCCUCUACAGAGACCCCUGCUCUGCCUCCUUUGGCUUGAGGAGGUGGAGAUAUGUGUGUCCAUAGCCUUGGGAUAGAAAUCAGGCAGGAAGGGUGGCUAUUGAGUUCUGGGCGGCCCAGCGGCAAGGAUGGCCCUGGACUCUGCCUGAGCUCCCACCACUCAGCCCCAUCUCGGGUUCCGUACCCCAGAACCCACCUUAUCUCAGACUGGCUUAUCCGCAUGAUGCCUUCUUGGGGGCUGCUCUGCCCUGCCCUUCUGUCCUGCAGGGUCCCCGCACUGGGGCUCAUCCUGGGGAACCUGCUUCUGAAAGCCCUGCUCAGCGAGGCCCAGAUGCUGGAGUCCUCAUCCUCCCCUCUGUAAGUGUUUUGCAGUCCAACUCUGCAGACCCUCUGGCUGGGCUGCCCAGGGUGACAUCAGCAGAGCUCCUAGGGCUGCUAUCUGUGCACCACAUAGCCUACAUACAGUGCCCAAGCCUUGCUGUUCCCCCUCUGCCUUGGUUUCUCCAGCAGGGCCACGCUGCCUUUGGAGUAGAGGGCAGAAAACAUGCAUUUAGGCCAACAGGCAUAGGGUCCAUUUGGGUAGUUGGGAAAACUCCCGACCACCACCCAAGGACUCUACACCAGAGUGGAAAAUUCACCAAGACUCCAUUCUUAAGCCUAUGGAGGCCACUAGAGAGAGGCAUUGUACUGAUAUAUAAAUAUACAUAAUAUAUACGUAAGACAUACUGACAGAAUCUGUAAGCUAAUAAAAUAUAAGAAAAGGUUAAAAAGAGAAUAGGUAAAAUUACAAGAAGUAUUUAUUGUCCUCCCAUGUUGCUUUAUUGCCUUCCUGGGCAUAAACCAGUUCCCAUCUCUUUUUAUAUGUAUGAGUAAAAUCUGAAAUGUGGGGGGCCUUUAUUCUUGGAGCAGCCAGGGGUCUGCUUGCUCUGGCCUUGGCCCUCCCUAGACUCUGUCUGAGGCUCAGCAGGGAAGGGGGUGCACAUGUCCCACCCCUGCACCCUUAUCCUCCCUCAGGCCGGGGGCCAGCAGCCAGCAGCCAGCUCCCAGGACGUGUGGGCCUGAGCCACGGUGUGGGUAUGUGUGGCAGAUGUGGUCGUGUGUGUGUCUUUAGUAGGUUUUCUCCUCCAGGGAGCUGUACCUGUGUGGACAUUUGUUUCAGGGAGUUGGUAAAUGAGAGUGUCUGAAGAGGGUGGGGAGCAGGAUGAAGGCCCCACCAGCCCCUGCUUUCCAAAGAGCACCAACCUUGUGCUUGGUGACCAAGGUCUCUCCAAAGUGCUCUUCCUUCUGAGAUAGUCAAGCCAAAUACCUGGGUUUUCUCCUCUCCUCAUUCCCUAGUUAACUCCAAUUCUCCUUCAAGAUAGAAAGAGAUAUUUCCCUGUUCCCUUCCUUUGUAAAUAUCUUCAUCUCCCACCAGAUGGCCCGGGGAGUCCCCUCGUCACUUUUGGGAUAUUGUCUCCACACUCGUGGUUGGGUGGAGCGUCAGCCCCUUCGGCAGCCAUGCCCAGGCUCGGGACUGUGUCUGGGGUCAGCCUUCACACUUGCUUUUCCACCCACCCACUGCCCACCAGCAGCCCACCUCCCAGGCACGGCAUGCCCCUCCACUCCAGGCUUGAGCUGUGCGUGAGCCUGCGGGAAGGACCCAGGUGAUGCUGGAAAGCUGAUCACUCACUCCCAGUACCCUCUGGAAGGAGCUGGUUCCAAGAGUUUGGCCUUUCCAGAAGAACAAUGGAGAAGGGUACCCCCAUCUCCACGGGGGCCCCACCUUUGCGUCUGACACCACAGCUCCCUGUGUACCCAUGCACACACGUACGUACACACACACCACACAGCACUGCAGUAUAUUCUUGCCAAAGAUUUCCUUUAAAACAAAGCACUUUUACUAAUUCUUGUUAGUAUUUUUAUAAUGUUUAUCCUUGUCUUUCCUCCCCCUCCCUCAGCCUGUUGUGCUGUUUAUUGUUGGAUCUGUUUGUCAGCCAGGAGACUGCUGUCUGGUCUUGAACAUGGGCUGGGGUGGGGAAGGGUCUGGGAGAAGAUGGUGAGGAGGAGUGGGACAGACUGGGCUGCCCUGGGGGCUCAGGCCCCAGCUCCAGCCACACUGGCUCUAGUGGCCCAGCCGGGUCUCUGCCCAGCCAGGUCUCUGCAUAGCUGGCCUUGUAUGGUGUCUGGAGGCAAGAGUGUAGAUGAGGAAUGUCUCUGAUACAAAAGGCCCAGUGCAGUCCACGUGACUUUACCCAGCAGGAGGAAGAGGGAAGGAUGGGACAUGAGAACAAUGGAGAAGUGACCCCAGAGGGAAAACAGGGAAGAAAUGAGCUGUUUAAUCAACUUCCAGGGGUAACUGGAGUGUCCCCAUUCUGCCAUCUGAUGUCCUGGCUCCCUUAUCUAGCCAGGUAUUUGAGGGACAUAGACAUCAUGUCCUAGGUUUUGGGAAGGCCUUUUGACACAUCUCAUGUGAAUGUCUCCCCUAGCAGCUUUGAAUGCUUGUGGACACCAAUUGCCAGGAUUCCUUCUCUCCUAGUAUUGAACUCUCUGAGUAUGUCAGAGAUUGGCCAGAAUAGGGAUGGUGGGGCCCUGUGGCUGUGUGACAGUAAGAGGGCAGCCGCUGGACAAGUGUGAUCUCUCUAUCGGGGAGCUCUCUGGAAGGAGCAGAGUGGGGCAUUCUUCUGCCUCUUUUUUUACAGGCCUGACAUGUCGGGCUGGCUCUCAUGCAAUCCUGAGGGGUGCAGAGGAUAGGUCAGUGUGAACCAUGCCUAUCCUCGCUCUGGACUUUGGUCCACCACUCCUGCCUCCUGGGUUUUCUUCCCUGCCCUAGGUCUUCACAGCUCCAGAACCUGGGGAGAUCAAGUGGGCAAUGCCCCAUGCAAGGGAGGCAGCCCACCCCUACCCCCACACUCGGGGUCCUUGGAGAGGCUGAGCGCAGAGUCCUGGAGCCACCUCCUCACCCAGGUCCAGGCCCUGUGAUCCUGAGACUCUCAUUUCCUUGGCCAGCGGUAACAUAGGACGUGUGUGUGUGCGUGUGCAAGUGUGGAUGUAUGUGUGUGCAUGUAUUUUGCUCAUCUCUUUAGGGAAUUGGGGGUGGGAGUUGGAGGUGGUGGGCAAUGGGACGUCAAGUUCAACCUCACCCAGCAGCGAGCGGAAUCAAGAGCUGAGGCCCGUAGGGCCACGAAUUGGUGGAGUCUCAGUGUUGGCGAUGGUGAGGAUCUGGACACAAAGGCAGGGCUCGGGCACGUCUGUUCCUUCGUGACUCCUCUGUCCUCAAAUGUCUGAUGUGUUGGAGGACCUCUGUUUAUUUUCCACACCUGGGCUCUUCCCAGCAUCGAGAUUAUUGUCAAGGGAUGUCCUGUGUUUGAUUUCUAAUCAGUGUUAAACAGUUUGAAGCUCUCCUGUGCACCCAUGUUUGGUUUGCUUGUGUGUGAGAGAGCACAGCGGUGUGUGCGUGCUGUGUUUUCCCAUUUUCUCUCCUCCCUUCUGACAUGUCAUUCAAAAUAAAUGUAAGAAAUUCCUUACCCCACGCCCCCAGGCCCUCUGCAGGAAAACCAGAAUAACCCCGCUUCCUCUCCCCACCCCCCAGCUGUGUAUUUAUAUAGAUGGAAAUAUACUUUAUAUUUUGUAUCCUUGUGCCUAUAACCUCUGCCACCUGUAUAAACCCUGACCUAUGCUACUUAUCCUGGAUAUGAAUGUAUUGUACACUGAUGUUGUCCCACUCCUGUACAGCUGCUUCGUUUCUUUGCGGAUCCAUUGUAUGGCUUUAUAAAUGAUAAAGUUAAAGAAAAAUC